AUGGUGACAGGGGGAAUGGCAAGCAAGUGGGAUCAGAAGGGUAUGGACAUUGCCUAUGAGGAGGCGGCCUUAGGUUACAAAGAGGGUGGUGUUCCUAUUGGCGGAUGUCUUAUCAAUAACAAAGACGGAAGUGUUCUCGGUCGUGGUCACAACAUGAGAUUUCAAAAGGGAUCCGCCACACUACAUGGUGAGAUCUCCACUUUGGAAAACUGUGGGAGAUUAGAGGGCAAAGUGUACAAAGAUACCACUUUGUAUACGACGCUGUCUCCAUGCGACAUGUGUACAGGUGCCAUCAUCAUGUAUGGUAUUCCACGCUGUGUUGUCGGUGAGAACGUUAAUUUCAAAAGUAAGGGCGAGAAAUAUUUACAAACUAGAGGUCACGAGGUUGUUGUUGUUGACGAUGAGAGGUGUAAAAAGAUCAUGAAACAAUUUAUCGAUGAAAGACCUCAGGAUUGGUUUGAAGAUAUUGGUGAGUAG
This is a messenger RNA of Saccharomyces cerevisiae S288C, 477 nucleotides long. RefSeq names its product cytosine deaminase (gene FCY1). The record is from RefSeq and is marked reviewed. Gene Ontology annotation, cellular component: nucleus; cytoplasm. Lineage: Eukaryota; Fungi; Ascomycota; Saccharomycetes; Saccharomycetales; Saccharomycetaceae. Gene Ontology annotation, biological process: cytosine metabolic process; UMP salvage. Bases 1 to 477 code for a protein of 158 amino acids. Gene Ontology annotation, molecular function: hydrolase activity; cytosine deaminase activity; zinc ion binding. The transcript has a single exon.